AUAUCUCUUAUUUUCAAAAGCAUAAUUCGGUGUAGUUAGAUUCUUUGAAUGCACAACCAUCCAACAUGAAGUACAACUUGAAAUGAACCUCAUGCAUCGGUCUUUCAAUUAUUCAACACUGAAGCAACUGACAACAGUUAAUAAACCAUGAAGACAUUCACCUUGAAAGUGGGCGAUACAACAAAUGUUACAAUGACAGCUGAUGAAACUUUCAAAGAUCUCAAAGAAAAGUUGCAGAUGAAUAAUAUAGAUUUCGAUGUUAUGACAUUGCAGAUCAAAGGAAAACCUAUAACUGAUAAUCUGGCUGUUGCAAAUUACAUCAAUUUUGAUCACAAUAGACCAGAUGAUGAGGCGGUUGAAUUUGUGUUACCAGAUCUACCAGAUGUAGCACCAAUACAUAAUAAAGUUCCAAGCACUAAAGAAUUAUGCAAUGGAUUAUUGUGCCGCUUAUGUGGCAUAAAAACUGAAGACCCUAUACGAAUAUUUGGCAAAUUUCAAGAUAUCAGCAAAAAAAUCAACAGCCUGAUCCCACUAUCAAUUUCACGGAAUGAUCAAUUGUCAAAGCACAUUUGUACAACUUGCCUCCAGAAGCUGGAUAUCAUAAAUGAAUUCAUAGCAAUUUGUAAAGAAACGGAAGAAAAAUUUCACUCCAUUUUGAGAUUAAAAGAGUCUCCAAUAGGAGCAGAAACAGGAAUUCAGCAUUCAGAAGGUGAUGAGAAGAACUUAUUAAUUGAUGAUAGAACAACGAUUUAUCAAUGUCCAAAUUGCAAAAUUGAUCUGAAGAUAACCAGAAUUAUCGAAUCGCAGAAUUGUCAAAGUACAUCGAAGAUUUUGUCAAAUGUCUCUAAACCAACCCUCAAACGUGUUGCGCAAAGGUCUCAUAAUUUACGAAGCUCUAAUGCUAAUAGGAGGAUCUGUACAAGAUUUGGAAAGACUUCAAAGAAAUUUAGUAAGACAGCUGCUCAAGAAAAACCGAGUGGCCUUGAGAGAGUGGCGAAAGAAAUUGAAAAUACUUCCACUCCAUUGGAAUUGAAUAGUGAGAGCACUCUUUCCAGCAGUAUAGGAGAAAUUUUAUCUGUGAAUAAUGCAAAUUGUCGAGAAAAGGGGAAGAUGAAAUUACGCGAUAUAAGGAAAAGAAUGUCAACAGGAGAACCUGCCACUGAGAAAAUUGUUGAUCCAGGAAAUGUUAGAAUAUCAGAUUCUGACGCUUUAGAAGAUGCUUUGUUUUCUAUCAACUCUGAACCCGAAGUUUCUGGUAUCACAGGAGAAUUUGUGGAGUUUAAUACUUUGGAAGAGAAUAGUAAUGAGAGCAUAAAAAAGCGCUCAAGAUUUAAGUGUGAAUCAUGUGCAGGCGAAUAUUUUUCCCAAAAGAGAUACUUGUUUCAUCUAGAAAGACAUGACUCGGAAAAUUUUUAUGACUUUGAAUGCACUAUUUGUAAGAAAAAGUUCUCGACUGAAGAUGUUCUCUGGGAACAUCGCCAAUACCAUUUCACUGAUAGUCCUGAAGGUGCUGAUGGCUCUCAUGACAACGUAGUUGGGUCACAGUCAGAAGCUAAUCGAAAAUCAACAAAAUCAACGUGUGAAGAGUGUGGAGCACGCUUUGUGCUUCGUGAACGUUACGAGUUUCACAUGGAAAGACAUAAGUCAGGGAACAUUAAAGUGUUUUUUUGCAUGAUAUGCAGUAAGCGAUUCAAAAGUGAAAAUAUACUAUGGGAUCAUUAUCAGUAUCAACACAAAUCUGGUGAACGCUUUGCUUGUAUGACCUGUCACAAGACUUUUGUAAAAAGAGCUAAUUUGAGUUAUCAUUUAAAAACCUUUGGGCAUAAAGGAGGAAAAAUAGUAGCUAUCCCAGAUCAAAUUCAAAAAACCGAUAUUGAAACUGGAAUCAAAUUAUCAGAUGUCAGCAAACCUAGGCCUAAAAUAACCUGUGUUGAGUGCGGAGCACGCUUUGUUCUGCAGGAACGCUAUGAAUUUCAUUUAGAAAGACAUAAGACUGGAAAAAUGGACAUAUGCGUGUGUUCUUUGUGUGGGAGAGAGUCAACAAACGAAAACGUAUUAUGGGACCAUUAUCAAUAUAUGCACAAAAGAACGAAGCGGUAUGCAUGCACAACUUGCGGGAAACUGUUUCACAAACAAUCAAUGUUGAGUAGACACCAAAUGAAGUAUGGACACAAAGGCAAAAAGGAAAUAGAUGUUGAUACUGAUGGGAACACUGUAUCAGUAGAUAGCGCGGCUUUUAAAAAAGUAAUUGCUGAAGAAGUGGUGGAGAUGAAGUCAGUAAAUUGCGUUUUAUGUGGUGAACUUGUCCGAGGUGUAGAUCCUAAUCUGAUAAAUGAUGCUGUGACUUGUGCAAACUGUGAAGGUCCAGGACUAUCUUUGCAAGUUGAUUCUGAUGGAGCAAAAGUGAUCUCUCGAAGACAAUAUCAUUGUAAUAUGUGUAACAAACAUUUUACUACCAAAGAUAGGCUGGAAUACCACAUAAUGAGACAUUCAGAAAACAUGGACGAGUUCAUAUGCAGUACUUGUGGAAAAGAGUUGAGUACAGAACAAGCCCUGUUCGAGCAUUAUUUAUUUGUUCACAAAGGUGCCAGGCCACACGUUUGUGAAUUAUGUGGGAAAUCCUAUCAGUUUAAAGCCAGAUUGAAGGAACACAUGAGAAGUCACAGUGGGGAGCGCCCUUUUGCGUGUGAAAUCUGUGGGCAACGAUGUAUGACUAACAAUGCCUUAAGAUCUCACAAAAAAACUCACAUCACAGAGAAACGUUUUCCUUGUCAAAUUUGUAAGAAGGCAUUCAGAAAAAGGCAAGACCUGAAUGAACAUUUGGAAAGACAUUGGAAGAAUGACAAAACAAUGAUGUUUCCCCAAGUGUUUAGUUGUGCAGUUUGCCUUGAAAUGUUUCCUACAUUUAGAAUUCUGAAAAAACACAUGAAGGAAACACAUAGGGUUGAAAAUCAGGAUCCAAUUUUACAAGAUCUCCAACCUUGGUUCGAGUGUGAAGAUUGUCACGAAAAAUUCAAGCAUCAGAUGUCAUUAAAGGUACACAGGGAGAGAGCACACGAGGGAAAGAUGAGACCAGUGUACCACUGCGAUGUUUGUAACGUGACUUAUAAAAAUGCAAGAGUACUUUCGAAUCAUAUUAAGAACAAACAUCAGGGAGGCAAACGUUACAAAUGCGCACAGUGUGGGAAGGAAUACAACCAAUCCACAUCGUUGCAUAAUCAUAUUUUACUUCAUACAGGGGAAAAGCCAUUCAGCUGCGAGCAUUGUGAAAUGACAUUUAGAACCAAAGAAUCUCGUGAUCACCAUCAACGAAAGCACACUGGUGAACGUCCUUAUAAAUGCCCAAGAUGUGAUAAGACAUUUGCAACAACGACCCAACGGAGGGAACACCGCAAGCGGGAACACGACGAGGGGAACACUCACAGUUGCCCAGAGUGUGGAAAGGUGUGUUUCGAUGAACAUGGAGUAAGAAGUCACCUAAACACGCAUUUCAGUGAUAGAUUCAAGAAUAUACAAGAAAAUUAGACGUGAAAUUAUUUGUAGAGCUAAUUUUAUGAUGUAUUGGUUAUUGUACAAUCAAGUUUUCUUUGAAAAUAUUCAUAGCUCUAUAAAAUGAUUUCUAUAUUGGUAGUCGACUAUGUACAUGAUUUUAUAGAUGUAAAUGUACCAAUAUUGAAAUUAUGGUCAUUUCUACAAAAAUGAAAUUGUUUUCGAUGAUAGUUUAACAAUCUGCUUUAAUUAAUUGUUAAUUAAUUGAAUCAGCAUACUUUAUAGGUAUGUGUGUGUCAGGUGGAAUAAUUUUUCUGAACUUUACUAUAGAUGAAAAAAAUACGAACAAUCUUCAAAUAAAUAAUUUUGGUAAAAAUUAUACUG
Messenger RNA from Athalia rosae (coleseed sawfly), 3873 nucleotides. RefSeq names its product zinc finger protein 43-like. The transcript is spliced from 5 exons. Gene Ontology annotation, cellular component: nucleus. The coding region runs from base 148 to 3525 and encodes 1125 amino acids. Gene Ontology annotation, molecular function: protein binding; zinc ion binding. NCBI's taxonomy places the organism in Eukaryota, Metazoa, Arthropoda, Insecta, Hymenoptera, Athaliidae. The record is from RefSeq and is a predicted model, not a curated record.